This is a messenger RNA of Chelonoidis abingdonii (Abingdon island giant tortoise), 3105 nucleotides long. It is a transcript of the gene TLL2, whose product is annotated as tolloid like 2. NCBI's taxonomy places the organism in Eukaryota, Metazoa, Chordata, Testudines, Testudinidae. Gene Ontology annotation, molecular function: calcium ion binding; zinc ion binding; metalloendopeptidase activity. Gene Ontology annotation, biological process: proteolysis. The record is from RefSeq and is a predicted model, not a curated record.
AGCUCCGUGCAGCGGCCCCGGGCGCCGCUCUGCAGCCGCUAUGGGCUGGGCUGCCCCUCUCGGGACCCUGCUGCUGCUACUUCUGUGGGUGCCGGCUGCCCGCGGCUCCUGGGGGCUGGCGGAGGAGGAGAGCCUGGAGCAGCAGCCGGGGUACCGCGACCCCUGCAAAGCCGCUGCCUUCUGGGGAGAUAUUGCUUUAGACGAAGAGGACUUGAAGCUGUUUCAGAUAGACAGAACUAUUGAUUUAACAAAGCAUUUGGAUGAGAAUACAAGACACACUACAGGUGGCCUAGGGGAGCAGUCUGCUGGGCCCAGCCAGAACACCACGGCAACCAGUCGUAGUAGCAAAAAAGUUAAAAAGGAUGGCAGGAGCAAUGCCACACUCUCAAGGAGGCCGACGGAGGAGGAGGAUAAAGACCUGCCUCUCUCAGCCACGGGCUCCUCUCCCAGAAUCCGCAGGGCAACCACAUCGAGGGCAGAGAGAAUCUGGCCGGGAGGGGUCAUACCCUAUGUCAUUGGAGGAAAUUUCACUGGCAGCCAAAGAGCUAUUUUUAAACAGGCCAUGAGGCACUGGGAGAAACACACCUGCGUGACUUUUGUGGAGAGGACUGACGAGGAGAGUUUUAUUGUGUUCACGUACAGAACCUGUGGUUGCUGCUCAUAUGUGGGUCGCCGAGGGGGUGGUCCCCAGGCCAUAUCCAUCGGCAAGAACUGUGAUAAGUUUGGCAUUGUGGCCCACGAGCUGGGCCAUGUGGUUGGGUUUUGGCACGAGCACACGCGGCCCGACCGGGACCAGCAUGUCACGAUCAUCAGAGAAAACAUACAGCAAGGUCAGGAGUACAACUUCUUAAAGAUGGAAGCUGGGGAAGUGAAUUCUCUGGGAGAGACCUAUGAUUUUGACAGCAUCAUGCACUACGCCCGGAACACCUUCUCAAGAGGGGUCUUCCUGGACACCAUCCUUCCCCGUCGAGAUGACAAUGGGGUUCGGCCAACUAUCGGUCAGCGCAUUCGGCUGAGUCAGGGAGACAUUGCUCAGGCGAGGAAGUUGUACAAGUGCCCAGCUUGUGGGGAGACCUUGCAGGACACGAUGGGGAAUUUCUCUGCUCCUGGCUUUCCAAAUGGCUAUCCUUCCUAUUCCCAUUGUGUGUGGAGAAUAUCUGUGACUCCUGGGGAGAAGAUCAUUUUAAAUUUCACAUCGAUGGACUUGUUUAAAAGUCGCCUGUGCUGGUAUGAUUAUGUGGAGGUGCGUGAUGGCUACUGGAGAAAGGCUCCCUUGUUAGGUAGAUUUUGUGGUGAUAAAGUCCCCGAGCCUCUUAUCUCCAUGGACAGCAGGCUGUGGAUUGAGUUCCGAAGCAGCAGCAAUAUCCUGGGCAAAGGCUUCUUUGCGGUUUAUGAAGCAAUUUGUGGUGGAGAAAUUCACAAGGAUGCUGGCCAGAUUCAGUCUCCCAAUUACCCAGAUGACUACCGACCUUCCAAAGAAUGCGUCUGGAGGAUCACGGUUUCCGAGGGGUUUCAUGUAGGACUCAUGUUCCAAGCAUUUGAGAUUGAGAGGCACGACAGUUGUGCUUAUGACUACCUGGAAGUCCGAGAUGGCCUCACUGAGGACAGCCCUUUGAUUGGACACUUUUGCGGCUACGAGAAGCCAGAAGAUAUCAAAUCCAGCUCAAAUAAAGUGUGGAUGAAGUUUGCAUCUGAUGGGUCCAUCAAUAAAGCAGGGUUUGCAGCAAAUUUCUUUAAAGAGGUGGAUGAAUGUUCUCGGCCAGACAACGGUGGAUGUGAGCAGCGCUGUGUGAACACGCUGGGCAGCUACAAGUGUGCCUGUGAUCCUGGCUACGAGCUGACGGCUGGUAAAAAGAGCUGUGAGGCUGCCUGUGGGGGCUUCAUCACCAAGCUCAAUGGGACCAUCACGAGCCCUGGGUGGCCUAAGGAAUAUCCCAUUAACAAAAACUGCGUCUGGCAGGUGGUCGCUCCAGCCCAGUACCGGAUCUCUCUGCAGUUUGAAGUCUUUGAGCUGGAAGGCAACGAUGUCUGUAAAUACGACUACGUGGAGGUUCGCAGCGGGCUGGCUUCCGAUUCCAAGCUCCAUGGCAAAUUCUGCGGCUCAGAGAAACCGGAAGUGAUCACAUCCUAUAGCAACAACCUGAGACUGGAGUUCAAAUCAGACAACGCGGUAUCCAAAAAGGGAUUCAAAGUGCACUUCUUUUCUGAUAAAGAUGAAUGCUCCAAAGACAAUGGCGGAUGUCAGCAUGAAUGUGUCAACACAUUUGGGAGCUAUGUCUGCCAAUGCAGGAAUGGGUUCAUGCUUCAUGAAAACGGCCACGAUUGCAAAGAAGCUGGCUGUGAGCACAAAGUGAGCAGCGCAGAAGGAACUAUGGCAAGUCCAAACUGGCCUGAUAAGUACCCCAGCCGGAAGGAAUGCACCUGGAACAUUUCUGCGACUCCCGGCCACCGGGUGAAAAUUACGUUCAAUGAGUUUGAGAUUGAGCAGCACCAGGAGUGUGCCUACGACCACUUGGAAAUGUACGAUGGCCCCAACAGCAAGUCACCCAUCCUUGGCCGCUUCUGUGGCAGCAAGAAACCGGAUCCGGUGGUGGCAUCUACUAACAAGAUGUUCCUCAGGUUUUACUCUGAUGCAUCUGUGCAAAGAAAAGGCUUCCAGGCAAAGCAUAGCACAGAAUGCGGCGGGCGCCUGAAGGCUGACGUACGAACUAAAGAGCUGUAUUCCCAUGCCCAGUUUGGGGAUAACAAUUACCCAGGCCAGUCCGACUGUGACUGGGUUAUCGUGGCGGAAGAUGGCUACGGAGUCGAAUUAAUAUUUCAGACAUUUGAAUUAGAGGAGGAGGCCGACUGCGGCUACGACUACAUGGAGAUCUAUGACGGCUAUGACAGCACUGCACCCCGUCUGGGACGCUUCUGUGGCUCAGGGCCCCUGGAAGAAAUCUACUCUGCGGGGGAUUCCAUCAUGAUCCGAUUCCAUACAGAUGACACUAUCAAUAAGAGAGGCUUUCAUGCCCGAUACACGAGUACCAAAUUUCAGGACGCGCUGCACAUGAGAAAGUAGCUUGGAUGUUCCUCAUAGACGUUCCCAGGUGGAGGAGUGAGACA